AUGUUGAACGCAGCGUCCUCAACCGCUUUGACAUUCUCCUCCACUCCAAACUUUUAUCGUUCUCCUUCAUCAUUAUCUAUAGUUCUCCCAAAUCCCAAGACUAUCAUAUCCACUUAUGCGCGGAGCUCGGUCCUUGCCGUCAUGGAGAAAGCCAUCACUUGCGGCCACCUGACAGUCGCCGAUUCUGAGGGCGUUCAUCACUUCGGCACUCGCUCAAAAGGCUCAAACGAUGUCUACCUCAAAGUCGUCAACAACGACUUCUGGAUGCGUAUUCUAUUUUCUCAAGAUCUGGGCUUCAGUGAAGCCUACAUGAUGGGAGACGUCGAAGUCGACAGCCUCAAGGGUGUCAUGGACCUCUGGCUCGACAAUGAGUCUGGAAUGGAUAACUUGUCUUCUGCUGUCUCUCGCGUAACUUCGGCAAUUUCCGGCAUAUCGAACGCAUUUCUCGGCCAGACGCGCUCCCAAGCACGUUUGAAUGCCAUCGCCAGUUACGAUCAAUCAAAUGAGCUAUUCAAGGCCUUCCUCAGUCAGGAGAUGAUGUACUCUUGCGCCCUGUGGACCGAAGCCGAAGGUGGUGUCCGUGGAGAUUUGAUUUCUGGUCCCACACCCGGAGACCUGGAAGCUGCCCAGCUCCGUAAAAUUCGUUAUGUUCUCACCGCAGCCAAAGUCAAGCCAGGCGACCGAAUACUAGAAUUUGGUUCGGGCUGGGGCGGUAUGGCCAUCGAGGCUGCUCGCACGUUUGGUUGCGAAGUCGACACUUUGACUUUGUCAAAAGAACAAAAGGCUCUUGCUGAGGAACGCAUCAAGGCGGCUGGUCUGCAAGAUGUCAUCCGUGUUCAUCUCAUGGACUACCGCGAGAUCCCUCCUUCUUUCGAAAAGGCCUUUGAUGCUUUUAUCAGCAUCGAGAUGCUUGAGCAUGUGGGCUCUAAGCACUACCACGGCUACUUCAAACUGGUCGAUUUUGCUCUCAAAUCCAGCAAUGCAACAGCUGUGGUUAGUGCAUCAACAUUCCCAGAAUCCCGAUACUCUGGCUAUCAGCCUGAGGAUUUCAUGCGCAAAUACAUGUGGCCCAAUUCCUGCCUCCCUAGUGCCACGGCGCUCAUCACCGCCGCAAACACUGGUUCAGAAGGGCGUUUCACGCUCGAGGGUGUUGAAAAUCACGCGGCUCACUACCCACGGACGCUGCGCGAAUGGGGACGUCGUCUCGAUGCCAAUGUCAGACAGGACUUGAUUGUCAAAGACUACCCUAGUCUAAAAGACACGGCCGAAUUCGACACUUUCCGGCGCAAAUGGCAAUACCUGUUUGCAUAUGCAGGCGCUGGUUUUGCCAAAGGUUACAUCACCUGCCACAUGCUCACAUUCACCCGUCCAAAUGACUGCCCUGCCACCUGCGACUGA
This is a messenger RNA of Suillus fuscotomentosus, 1398 nucleotides long. Its product is annotated as Mycolic acid cyclopropane synthetase-domain-containing protein. Bases 1 to 1398 code for a protein of 465 amino acids. Lineage: Eukaryota; Fungi; Basidiomycota; Agaricomycetes; Boletales; Suillaceae. The transcript is spliced from 11 exons. Gene Ontology annotation, biological process: lipid biosynthetic process. The record is from RefSeq and is a predicted model, not a curated record.